Molecule: messenger RNA, 1882 nt
Organism: Scleropages formosus (Asian bonytongue)
Lineage: Eukaryota; Metazoa; Chordata; Actinopteri; Osteoglossiformes; Osteoglossidae
Gene: fkbp6
Product: FKBP prolyl isomerase 6
Exons: 9
Coding region: 115-1116 (333 amino acids)
Biological process (GO): piRNA processing; spermatogenesis
Cellular component (GO): cytoplasm
Molecular function (GO): peptidyl-prolyl cis-trans isomerase activity; Hsp90 protein binding
Source: RefSeq, a predicted model, not a curated record
CGCGCCGAUUCGAACGCCAGGUGAGGUGAGGCAGCUGCGCGCGUCUCGCGCUGCGGAAAGUACGGAGCAGUAACGUUUAAAUAAGCGGGAAACACGACGCCCGCCGUAAGCAGCAUGGCGAGAAACGGGUUGUCUUCCAGAAUCCUGCAGUUUAUAGACCCGGGCGAGCGGCAGAGAGCGGGCGUGCAGAGCCCCUUCCAGCGCCUGGCUCUUCAGAUGCGGGACGUGUCCGGGGACGGAGGGGUCCUCAAGGAGCUCGUGCACGGCGGGGACGGCGGCGGCCGGCUGUGCCCGCGCAACGCGACAGUCCACAUCCAGUACUCUGGCUAUCUGGAGUAUUCCGACAGACCGUUCGAGAGCACUGCCCACUUCAAGCAUCCGCAGAUGAUGAAGCUGGGAACAGACGUCACCCUGCCUGGACUGGAAGUGGGUCUCCUGACGAUGAAGAGUGGCGAGUUCUCGCGCUUCCUCUUCCUGCCGAAAUAUGCGUAUGGGGAUAUGGGCUGCCCGCCUCUGAUCCCUCCCUCAGCCACCCUGCUCUACGAAGUGCACCUCCUUGACUUCCUGGACUCUGCCGAAGUUGACGCUUUCUUUGCUCUCUCUCCGGAGCAGCAGAACAGUGCUCCUCUGUCUGCCGUGCUCAGUGUGGUCAACACAGAGCGGUGCUUCGGAAACCACUGUUUCAACCAGAAGCGCUACGAGGACGCCAAGGACCGCUACAAGAAGGCAGUAACACUGCUGAGGAACCGGGAGCCUGUGGAUGAGGAGGAGCGGCACAGUAUUGCAGCGACAAAACUGCCCGUCCUACUGAACCUGUCUCUUACUCUGCUACGUCUGGGCAGGCCUCAAAAGGCCCUACAGUAUGGCCAGAAAGCACUGGAAAUUGACCCCGAGAACACCAAGGCCCUCUUCCGCUGUGCUCAGGCCUGUCUGGAAAUGACUUAUUAUGAGAAGGCACAAGAUUACCUUGUGAUGGCUCAGGCCAAAAGGCCCUUUGACAGCGAUAUCAACAACUUGCUGAAGAAAUUGGCAGUCUCCUACAAGGAUUCUGUAGACAAGGAGAAGGAAAUGUGCUCCAAGAUGUUUGCUUGUUUUAGUACAACGUCAAAAAAUUGAAGGCCAGAAUGUGUGCAGAGCACCCAGCCGUCACCUCAGCGCAGACAGGGAAGGAACUCCUGCUUGGAGCAAAAACCAGACUUGUAUGCUUCUCCGUAUUUUUCCACAAUGUAAGUCUAUGUAUGAAUAUGACCAAGGAAGAAGUGAGUGCUUGUGAAAGAGUAGCAAGCCCCAUCAUAAUCAGUUUUACUCCAUUCAUGCACUUGAAGGGUUAAGAGUUCUGUUGCAGUGCUUAUGCAUUCCCUACCCUGAACCUGUUUGUUUCCAUAGUUUGUGCACUGUUCAUAGAGUUAUUGUUGAGAUGAAUCAAGUUGUUCAAUUCAGGGUAUAAGUUAUGUUUUCUGGCAUUGUUCAAAUGCGAACUCCUUAAAAGAGCAUAUUGUUUCUAAUGUUCUGAGAAGUAAAGUAAGUUUGGCAAGGAAUCCUCCACAUGCAGUGUGUGCACUUAUUUAGCCUUCACAGCACUGAUGUCCAGUUAGCUGUUUGGCCAGAAGUGCACAAUAAUCAUAGUGUGAAUAUCUGACACGUUUCUGAUCGCAGUGCCCCGUUUUCUCAAGAUAACCACUGAACUGAGCUAUUAGUACACAGAAUAUUAGCAUGUGCAGUACAGCAAGAGGUGGUGAAAAUAUGUGCUUUAAGACUUUGACAUCUUUCUGCAUGUAUAAAUGCUUUUGUAUGACUUUUUUUUUUUUGCCAUGUUUAGUGUUCAUUUCCUCUGUCACCGCUCUCCCAGAUGUUCGAUAUUAUAAAUAGUGUAACUAAUCAC